AUGGCCACCAACUGUGACGUUGCAAGCUCGAGCGAGGAAUCAGUGGUUCUACCAACCUACACAGAAGAGCCAUCCUGCUCAGAUGAUAUUCUUUCCACUACCAUAGCCAUGUCUCAUUCUUCUCUUGGAACAUUCGAACCCGAGAAUGAGCGUGAAUACGACGGAUCAAAGAACGUAACAAAGCCCCCCUCUACAGAUCAUGAAACAACCCACGAAAGCAGUCUCCUAGACGAAGUUGCUUCAGGCGAUCGACCGACGGAAAGCGUCGUUGCUGCAUCAGGCCGAAGCCUACCCACGGACGAAAUGUUGCAUGAACGAAUUAACCAAGAAGAACAAGGGGUGGCACAAACGGCUGAUGUUUGGGUCACGGAGCAUCGAGUACCUCAUACUUGGCAUGAGCACGAAGAAGUCCUGAAUGAACAGCGUCAUGAGCAGGCCGAGGAGGGCAAGACCAGUUAG
Messenger RNA from Endocarpon pusillum Z07020, 459 nucleotides. RefSeq lists its product as uncharacterized. The transcript has a single exon. Lineage: Eukaryota; Fungi; Ascomycota; Eurotiomycetes; Verrucariales; Verrucariaceae. Bases 1 to 459 code for a protein of 152 amino acids. The record is from RefSeq and is a predicted model, not a curated record.